AUGAAUAUUGUCGAUGCUAUGUGUUCAUUUUUACAGGAGAAGGUUCAAUACCUCUAAAAUGACGGCACUUUUCAGCCAUUAGAAAAUCUUCUAUUCCUUUUAAUCAAGAGUUGCCUUAGUGCUAUGAGAAUAACCUCCUUGACUCUCUCAAGAUAGAAUAACAUGCAUUAAAGUAAGUCUCUCAAAUAGCGCAUUACUAUGAAUAGGAUUCAUAUUGAGAAUGAAAGAGCAACUUGCUUAAAACAAUCUGAAGCUAUUAACUAGAUUUAAGAUGCAGAAAAAUAUAGGUGGGUAUCAAGAGAUCCAUCAGAAAUUGAUAAAGGUGAUAUGUGA
Messenger RNA from Stylonychia lemnae, 333 nucleotides. The record is from the annotation of a GenBank genome assembly. NCBI's taxonomy places the organism in Eukaryota, Ciliophora, Spirotrichea, Sporadotrichida, Oxytrichidae.